This is a messenger RNA of Dentiscutata heterogama, 1581 nucleotides long. The record is from the annotation of a GenBank genome assembly. NCBI's taxonomy places the organism in Eukaryota, Fungi, Glomeromycota, Glomeromycetes, Diversisporales, Gigasporaceae.
UGUUUAUUCUUAUCUGGUUCCACGUGACACGAUUACUAAAGAGUGUCAAAAGAUUUCUGACAAUAUUGAUGCUGGGGCAGCUUAUCUUAAUUACACUGACGUGAAAGCAUGUUUUGAAUCAAUCCCAUUUAAUCAAACUAAGGCAGCCCAGACAAUUGGAACAUUGAAAGAAUAUUUUAAUGGAUUUUAUGCAUUUUUAGAUCAGGCAAAGGAAGAUCCAAAACCAGGGUUUACAUUUAGACCUAUAAAUUUAAUUAAUGAAUUAGAUUUAUUACUAAAAAACAAUUAUUCAUAUGAAUAUCAAUUUGUGUAUUCUGUUGGAGAUCUCAUAGGUGAAUUGAGGGAUGGCCACACUUCGCUCCUUUCUAGGAAUUAUUCGAUUUAUGAAUUUUUUCAGGGAUUUUCAAUGUAUUCCGUGAUUAAACCAGAUGGCACACAGCAAAUCAAGGUUUUUGAUGACGAAAUAGAUCCAAGCACUAUUGACUGUCAAGUUACUCAUAUAGAUGGUAAACCUGCGAUUGACGUGAUUACAGAAUUUGCUCGUAAUCAAUCACAUCAAUCAAGGGAUUUAAGUGUUCGAUUUAAUUAUGCACUUGCAUCUCUUGCUUUUGGAAGUAGAGAUUUCCUAAUAUCUGGACAAUCAUUUACGUUUAGAGUUAAAUUACCUACAGAACCAAGUACUUCUUACACACUUAAUUGUACUGAUAAAGUUUCUAACAUUACUAGAGAGUGGAGAAUUCCAUCUAAUACUAGCAAUGCAAUUCUUUCUCCAUUAGUUUCAAAAUAUAAAUCACCAUAUAUUAAUGAGACAUCAGUUGGUAAUGCAUCUUUAAUUUUUGAUGCAAUUUUCUCCAGAUUUUAUGUAUUACAAGAUUUUGGUGUGGUCUUAAUUUCAACUGAAAGCAUUACAGGUUUUACUAAUGAUCAAGUGACUCGUUUCCUGAAUGAUAUGACUGUUGGAUUUAAAUUAUUUGUUGAUAGAGGUAUAAAAAAGAUCGUUUUUGAUUUGUGUAAUAAUACUGGUGGAGCAGCGUUCAUUUCAGAUUUUAUCCUUAAACUUUUAUUUCCUGACAUAAAAAUUUUUCCAGAAGAUGUAAAAGUUACAGACGUAACUACAGCUAUUAUGGAAGAAGUUGCAAAUGCAACUGAUAUUAAAAAUCUUUUUGCUUAUCGAACAUUUAUUUCAACAAAGACCAAUACAUCUUUUAACAAUGUUACUGAAUAUAUUGGGAACAAUACAUAUACACGCGGUGGUACCCAAGUUAGGUAUACAACAAAAGCAGUUGCGAAUGAUUCAUUGAUUCUAAAUGUUUCGGAACCUAUAAAAUUUCCAUGGACUGAGGAAAAUAUUGUUAUUUUAACAAAUGGUAAUUGUGGUUCAUCAUGCGCACUUAUUGUUCAGAGAUUAGCAGAAAUUAAUGUUCCCACUGUAUCUGUUGGAGGAUUUCCAAAUACUAGAUUUUCUUUUGCAAGUUUUACUGGUGGAGCAAUGAUGGAUAGUGAUACCAUUAUUACAAGUUAUUUAGGAGUUUAUCCAAAUCUUGAUAAUUUCACUUCUAGGUUCACACUUCCUGAUGAUCU